CAAAAUUUGGGGGAGGAUUCACGGAGAGGGAUUGUUCAAGUGCGCAGGUUGGUCAACUGUUUGGGCAGAGUCUUCAUAAGAAGCGUAGGUCGGUUGAUCGACGACACCAUAGACACUGGGGUGACAAAGACUCCUUUAAUGGGAGAUCUUAUCAGCAUCGUGAUAGUAAGAAGCAUUCAAGAUUUCAUCAAUUUCAGGGAAAAAUUCUAUUUUCAGUGCAUCAAUAUUGAAAGUAAACUCAAGAUAAUGUGGGAAUGGAGCCCAAAUGUUAGGAAUUCUUAUCUGGUUAAGCACUUCGGCAGCUCUAGGGUCCUGGUGCAUAAAUGGGAAGCUCUCAAUAACUGGAAAUAUGUGUAAUCCUUGGAUGAAUUUUAUUUAGGAAAGGUACAUACCUCAUUGCCGUAGUAUCUCCUAAAGUUUCCUAUAUUGUUUGGUUGUACUAUAUUCUGUUUGGAAAGCAAGAAAUUUGGGUAUUUUUGAAGGAAAGCCAAUGUCAAUGCCGCUCCUAACCAAUCAUAUAAAGUUUUUGUGUUAUAAAAAUUUUGUAUCAAUCUAUCCAUGUAAGAUAUUUGAUUUUUUAUGUGUUUCAUUUGGAGUCUUGGUGUUUAAGUUGAUGUAUUUUCUGCUGGUGUAGAUGACGUCCUUAGUGAUGCUUAUGGUGUCUCCUGGUUUUGUGAGAAUACAAAUGUACUGUGGGAGUGGGAGUUUGACUGGGGUACCCCAUACUUACCCCAUUUCCUACCCCAUAUAAAUACCUCCUUUUUACCAUCCCUUUUACCCUCUUUCCAAAAACCCUUCCCCCCUCCCCACUUUUCUUCUCCUUCCCUCUCUCUCUCCUCCAUCUUUUCUUUUCACGCAGCCCCCCUCAUGGCCUCAUCCCCUCCCUUUUUUUUUCUUUUCUCCAAAACUUGAUUUCUUCUCCAUUUCAAGAUCUCUUCCCAUUAAGUCUUCUCAUUUUUACAAUCUUUUCUCCCUCCAAGCUUCUUCUCUUGCUUCUCUCCUCUUCUGCCUUUUUUUUCGUUUCAAAUGGAAGAACUACAAUAAUCGGACGAAGGGGAGAAGCUCGGUGACGUGGGGAGUUGUGUCUAAGGUAUUCACUUCAAGAUGAUGAAUGACUUCAAAUGUUAGGCUGAAAAAGAGUUCCAAGCGGACGCUAAUUCAUUUACAAAAAUUAUACCAAGUGUGACUUCUUUUGCAAUGGAGAAAUAAAUGCAAGGAUGGUGAAGUAUAUAGUGUUGGGGGAAUGUUUCCGUUUUGAACUUGUGAUUUUUUGAAAAUGUAUUUUUUUCAUAUUACAGUUGGGA
Cuscuta europaea is the source of this 1304-nucleotide messenger RNA. The record is from the annotation of a GenBank genome assembly. NCBI's taxonomy places the organism in Eukaryota, Viridiplantae, Streptophyta, Magnoliopsida, Solanales, Convolvulaceae.